UUUCCUCUCAGUCUAGCAAAUAAACCAAAAAAUGAAACGAUCAGGCGGUGAUGGAAUACCUUACAUCGGAAAAAAUCUAUCAUCGGAAAUCUUUUAUUGUUAGGACCAAAUCCCAUCCCAUUUUCUUGAAUGAGUUUUCAUGAUUUACUUACAUUAAUAUUUUUCUUAGGAAGAGUGGGUCUCAAUAUUUUUAUUUUUUCUUUUAAGGAAUUGGCCAAAAAAUUUGGUGAUCUUCAUAGUAACAUUCUUACACGUUCAGUUCUUCAAUUAAUUCUUUUCCCUUUAAAUCGACACAAUUUAACGGGCACAAUUCCUUUUAUGCAAAUUGCCUUCAAUUCAGUUAAUCGAUUUUGUGGUUACCUUAUGAAUAAUAAUAUACAAGAUGUUAUUGCUCAACACAAUUCAUAUUUUCCUCAUUUAAAUGUUUUAUUUAACGAAAUUUUUGGCCUUUUUGAACGUGCCUAUACUUGCCUUUACCAAACUCAUGGCAACAAUUUGGCUAGACAAUGGGACUUUUUUCAUGUUAAUUUUGAUGAUUUUUCUAUUUUAAUUAAUGAGGCAACACAGCUUGAAGACGAAAUGCGAGGUAUUCGUUUAAGAGUUUUCCAAACUCAAGGACUCGUUCUAAGCGUUGGAGGUGUUCCAGUUAAUGAUGAUAGUGAUGUUAAUGAACAUAUAAAAAUUAUUCAACCAAUGUCUCCUCUUCCACCUUUAAUUGAAAGGCUUAAAUUAGAAAAUAAAAUGGAAUAUCCUCUCUCUAAUUUUUUUCUCUACACAACUUUGGAAACAAUGCAUCAUUAUUUUUGGAUUGGAUUUCAAUUACGUUUAUUUUUGCCUUUUGAAUUUAUUUAUGUUUAUUGGUAUUUUGGAGAGGUUGUCGCUCGUACUUUAAAUAAAAUGACUUACAACAGAAUUAAUAAUCUUCUCUUAGAAUUUCAUAGAGAUUUUGACAAAAUUGAACGUUACGAGAAGGAACGUAAAUUGGAUAGAAUAGCUGGGAGUCCAACUUCAAGGAGUAAACGUUCCCGUAGUAGAUCUAGGACAGAAGAACAAUAUCGAAGUAGAUUGACUGAAAUGAAAGUAAAAUCUUUGUGUUACAAAAUUGAAGCUAUAAUGUCUCGUGGAAUGUUUAAAAUGAUGGUUGGAUUAAUUACAAGUAAAGAAAUUGUUUUACCUGAAGAAGAAAUGUUGCGUUAUAAUAGACGUUUUAUGUUAUUCUCUUCUUUGAAUGAUAUGAUUUAUUAUGAUUAUGAACGUUAUUUGGAAUAUUCUAAGUUUGUUUUUAAGUGUUAA
Meloidogyne enterolobii is the source of this 1293-nucleotide messenger RNA. The record is from the annotation of a GenBank genome assembly. Lineage: Eukaryota; Metazoa; Nematoda; Chromadorea; Rhabditida; Meloidogynidae.